CCGUCGCGCUGUAACCGGAGAGACGGUAUCGAGCGGACGAGAGCUUCUAACGACGUAAGGCUGAGCUUACAAUUCGACUAUAGCGUCAUCAACUCCAUUGAAAAGUGCAAGGGGACAUGACGCGCUCAGACAACGUCCUCGGCACAUGCUGUCGUUUCUGCCACUACCAUUGGAAAACCUGAGCAAAUAGUCGCAUUUCUAAGCAAUUGAUAGUGGCAAUGGUGGACUCGCGAAACAGCUAGGCUUGAUAUAUUUCCAUAUUCCCACAUCUUCAUACAAACUGUGUACCACUCACCAUUUCUUGCCGUCCACCUAUCAAGAGACUCGAUUUUUGAUACUUGCUACUCUGACCUCCCACUCUUAGCCAAGCUUAGCAACCAACAAUGGCAUCAGGAGACCGCUAUGCUUCGGAGGACGCCAGCCCGGCGCCUCUGGGCCAACCACUGAAGUUCGAGUUCAGCGGCAAGACCGCCAACAACCGCUUUCUCAAAGGCGCAAUGACCGAACGCUUGUCGUCAUGGGACCCGAAGAACUUCGAAGCCCGUGGCAUUCCCAGCAAGAGCCUUAUUAACGUCUACCGUAUAUGGGGCGAAGGUGGGAUUGGUAACAUACUGACUGGCAACAUCAUGAUCGAGUAUGACCAUCUCGAGGCUGCCGGCAACGCCAUUAUUCCACGCGGAGCACCGUUCUCUGGUGAACGUUUCGAGGCCUUCAAAGAGAUGGCUGCGGCAGGUAAGAAAGAGGGCAGCCUGAUGGUUGGACAGGUGUCACAUCCGGGACGGCAGGUGCAGGACAAGAUCCAGCCGCAUCCGAUCUCAGCUAGCGAUGUGCAGCUAGAGGGCGAUAUUAUGGGCAUGACGUUCGCAAAGCCUAGAGCAGCGACUGAGGAGGACAUCAAGCAUGUCAUUGAAGGCUUUGCGCAUGCCGCUGAGUAUAUGGAGAAGGCCGGCUACGAUGGCAUUGAGCUUCACGGCGCUCACGGCUACUUGUUAGCCCAGUUCUUGUCGCCCACUACUAACAAAAGGACGGACAAGUACGGUGGUAGUCUCGAGAACCGCGCGCGGCUCAUCCUCGAGAUCGCUCAGGAAAUCCGCAAGCGUACCUCACCAUCAUUUAUCAUGUCGAUCAAGCUCAACAGUGUCGAAUUCCAAGAAAAAGGCUUCCAGCCCGAAGAAGCCAAGAAGCUUUGCUCGCUCCUCGAGGAGAACCGCUUCGAUUUCGUUGAGCUUAGCGGCGGCACCUACGAACAGCUCGCCUUCGAACACAAGCGCGAGUCGACGAAGAAGCGGGAGGCGUUCUUCAUGGAUUUUGCGGACAUGAUCGCUCCCGUGCUCACCAAGACUAAAGUCUACGUCACAGGCGGUUUCAAGACCGUCGGUGCCAUGGCGCACGCCCUGCAGACGGUGGACGGUGUUGGACUUGCCCGUCCGGUCUGCGCUGAGCCACGCUUGUGCAAGAGCAUUCUUUCUGGCAAAGUGAAGGGCGCCCUCAAGCAGCAUAUCGACGAGAACAACUUCGGCCUCACAAACGUGCUUGCGGGUACGCAGAUCCGGCAGAUGGGCAAGGAUCAGGAGCCGAUCGACCUCAGCCGCGAUGAGAAUGUCGAGGCGUUCAUGAAGGAUAUGGGCGCGUGGAUGGAGAAGAUGCAGAAAGAUAGCGAGGGUUCCAAUUACGGCUACAUUGACAUCAUGAGCGCGAAGCCUGUUCCGUACGGUGGGCCGUCUGUAUAAGGUCGUUAGCGAGGCAUCAUCAUUGCACUAGAGAAGCUA
Molecule: messenger RNA, 1769 nt
Organism: Baudoinia panamericana UAMH 10762
Lineage: Eukaryota; Fungi; Ascomycota; Dothideomycetes; Mycosphaerellales; Teratosphaeriaceae
Exons: 3
Coding region: 384-1730 (448 amino acids)
Molecular function (GO): FMN binding; oxidoreductase activity
Source: RefSeq, a predicted model, not a curated record